AUGGAAAAUAUAGAAAGAAAUUCAUAUGAAGUGAAGCUACAUUUUAUUAAUGAAAACAUUAAUAUUGAAGAGCUUGGGAUAGAUAGUGAAGAAGCUUUUCAAAAAUAUUUGAAAUCAUGCAUCAUAUCAAAUUGCUUAAAUAUUAAGAUUCAAGUAUCAACACAACAAAGACCAUUCACUGAAUGGAACCUUAAAUCACUGAAACUGGCUAAAUUAGUAAUUGCUGGAAACAAUGAAGCUACGAAAGAUAAGUUUGUGCUACCAUUUUUAGUAAUUGCUGCAUCAACUUUUAGGGGUAGAAUAAAAAUAUAUCCACAAUAUGAUGUGAGUGGUACGUAUGGCUGUGGGCCCUUAGAUUUUUGUAUACACUUAGAUGAAGAUAUCAUUUGUGUUGUAGAAGUUAAAAAAAGUGACAUUGAUCAGGGUGUGGCUCAAUGCAUGAUGCAAUUACAUGCAUUUUUUGAAAAAAAGAAGACAACCUGA
Molecule: messenger RNA, 483 nt
Organism: Entrophospora sp. SA101
Lineage: Eukaryota; Fungi; Glomeromycota; Glomeromycetes; Entrophosporales; Entrophosporaceae
Source: the annotation of a GenBank genome assembly